AUGAAAAUUUUGUGUAUGAAUCAUUUCGUCCGUUAAAAUACUGGUUUAGGGCCCUAUUAUUAAACCUUGAGGUAUACCGUUAGUGCGCUACUGCCCAACGUUUAUAAUCUGUGCUACUGCCUCCCCACUUGUUUCCACAGCAUCCAAUCAGGUACCCAAACAACCUGCUGAGAUCUGGUGGACCUUGUAUUCAAAAAUUUAAACGCUUGUAACGUACAAAAAGUAAACAAUACACAAGAGACUCAAACUAUAAAGCAAACAGUUAACGGUUGCCAAGAUGUCCAACAUUGAGGAUUACGAUAUUAUAGGAAUAUUGGGCGAUAAUAUAACUUCAGCAUCUUACAAAGUGAAAAAUAAAUCGACCGGUGGAUUGUUUGUUUGGCAAUCUAUAAAUUACGAAAGUUUAAGCGACUCCGAAAGAACUAAAUUAAUAAAGAAAAUCCAGAAAAGAAUUAACUUGAAGCAUCCCAAUAUCUUGAAGUUUUUUGACUACAUUGAUCAAAAGGAAAACAAAAUAUUGUACCUUGUGGUGGAGUAUUGUUACAGUGGAUCAUUAAAGAAAUUAAUAAAAUAUUGCCAAGAAAAUAGGAUAGUGCUUCAAGAAGAAUUUGUUUGCCGCAUUUUAUAUCAGAUAGUGUUAACUAUAAAAACUUUGGAAGAAUAUUGUGGUAAUAUAAGUGUGGAUGAAGUGUUUUUUGAUGAAGAUUACAACGUUAAAUUAUACAACUACAAUUUUAACGGGCAUAAAAUCAAAUUAAAGGAUUUAAAAAUGUCUGUCUUGGGUACACUUAUUUUUGAAAUGUGCUCUUUAAAAUCAUAUGACAAAAAUACCUUCGAACAUGAUUGUAAGGACUUGUGUAAUGUGUAUUCAGGAAGUUUUAUCACAUUAUUAACGCAAAUGGUGAAAGACAGCAGUGAUGUAAAGAAAAGUUUGGAUAAGAUUCUUUGUCAUCCCACAUUAUUAUUAAAGUCAUCCAAAUGGAAUAAGGAAAUUUGUUUUUUGCGAAUGAAUGGCGAGAGGAUUAACAAAACCAAAAAUUUACAAGAUGUUGGAGAUAAAAAUACAAAAGAUUCACAUAGAAGCAGAGAGUUAGCUCUACAAAUGAGGGAGAGAAAAUUAUAUGAUAGAGAACAAAAAUUACUAAACAGAGAGAAAAAAUUGGUGAUCAUGGAAAGACAACUAAAUGAUAAACUAAUGCAAGCAGAAUUAUAUUUAAAACGAUGCAAAGAAACAAAACCAGAACAAAGCUUGACCAAGCUUACUUAUGAAAAUCUAGACUCAACUUAUGUAGAAUGCGGAGACUCCGUUAUAAUGCCUACAAGUAAAAAACUGGAUGUAAACACAAUUUUAAAACCCAACACAUUCUCCAGAACAUUUUCCGAAAAGAGAAUAAGAUUUAAAGGGCAUAGCCCCUUAAAAGAUUUGGAUACAAAUAAAAGAAAAUCUAUAAGGCUUCCAAGGAAAAAGGAAAAACUUACUUCCGAAUGUAGCAGUGACUGGAAAACAUGUUCCGAAAAUGAUUCAGAAAUUGCCAGUCUAGAUGGCAUCAAACAAAGCAAACAACUAUUUGUAGAUGAUGUUUGUGAAAAUGAGUACGAAAUACCACCAGAUUGUAGGCCAAUAUCCUGGACACAUGAAAAUAAAAAAUAUGCAUUUGAAUUGUUAAAAAUUAUGAAUGAAGGAACAGAAUAUGAAAAUCAAGCAAAUUGGAAUAGAGAAGUCAGACAUACCCAGUUGUAAAUAUUUGUAAAUUUGAUGGUAGUCGCUUUAUAGAUUUUUGUAUUAUGUAGCAAAGCUUAUUUAUUAGAUUUUAUUAAAAUUAUGUUAAUAAAAAUUUAUAUUCAAUAGUGUACAUACUUAUUUAUA
Molecule: messenger RNA, 1867 nt
Organism: Brassicogethes aeneus
Lineage: Eukaryota; Metazoa; Arthropoda; Insecta; Coleoptera; Nitidulidae
Source: the annotation of a GenBank genome assembly